UGUGUAACAAAUACACCAGUAAUGGACCCCAGAUAUAGUGCUCAAGAAGUACUACUCUGUGACCUGUGUGAUAAAGAUGUGUUACAAACUCAUUGUGAACCUUGUAAUGUAAACCUUUGUUUAAACUGCAUUGGAAAACAUCUGUCUGAUCCGUCUAAAAGACACAACGUUGUGCCAUAUAGACAAAUAAAACAGGACCAACAGCAAAGCUUUACUCCCAUUUAUCCGAAAUGUUCAAAACAUGCCCCCAAAAAUUGUGAACUUUUCUGUGAAAGAUGUGACAUUUCUGUUUGUUCUACAUGCCUCUCCUCAGGUACACAUAAAGGACAUAAUUUGUUGGAUAUCCUACAAAAACACAAAUCUAUGGUAGAAGAUCUUAAAAUUGAUCUGGCAGAGCUCAAACAUAGGAUAAAUCCCACCUUUCAAAAUAUUGCGUCAGAUGUAAAGGUCGGAAAAGCCAAGUUGGACAAGCAUUAUGGGCAACUGACAACAGAUGUCAUAAAACAAGGAGAGGGCUGGCAUAGUGAAAUUGAAGUAAUUGUGAACAAAAGAAAAUCGGAAAUUGAAGCGAUGAGGAUGAAACACUUGAUGGCCCUUGAAAAGCAGGAAGAUGAAAUUGCAAAAAUACUGUCAGAGAUAAAUCGGAGCACUCUUUAUCUGGAGAAAAUACUCUCAUCCAAUGAUGUCUCUUUAGCAUUUGCAAACCAAUCCAGAAAUUCUGAAUUUAGGAAGUUGCCUCCUAAACUCAAUGCAUCCUUACCAAGUUUUUCUGCUCCGAAGAUAAAUACAGAAAACCUCAAUCUCUUAUUUGGGUACAUCUCAGAAUUAUCCAUAAGUACAGAGGAUGCUGAACCCCCAUGUCUCCCCCCAUUCAAACCAUUCCUUGAUGAACCAGAGCUCAUCAACACUCUGUACACUGAUUUUGUGAAUCUAACCAGUGUUACAUGUCCUAAAGAAGAAAAAAUCUGGACAUGUGAGAGAAAAGAAAUUAUGAAACUCUACAAUACCGAAAGCAAGCUACUAAUACCAAUCAAAAGUAAGUCAGGGAAGGACGUCGAGGACAUAGCGGUGAUGAAAAGUGGAGAAUUAGUUUAUACUGAUCCUGGUGAAAGAACUGUGAACAUAGUGAAGAAAACUCAAAUAAAAGAAUUGAUCAGACUUCAAGGGUGGAGACCCCGCUUUCUCUGCAAUACCUCCUCUAACGAACUUCUGAUUACCAUGGACAAUGAUGAUAAACAAUCAAAAGUGGUUCGUUACUCUGGCUCUACAGCAAAACAAACUAUUCAAUUUGAUGAUAGCCACCUCUCUCUGUAUUCAUCAUCUGGUAACUUUAAGUACAUUUGUGAGAACAAAAAUAUGGACAUCUGUGUCGCAGACAAUGGAGCCGAGGCAGUAGUGGUUGUGAAUCAUACAGGAAAACUCCGAUUUAGGUACACUGGUUGCCCCUCCUCUUCCGGACGUUUUUAUCCGUAUGGCAUAACUAAAGACAGUCGGAGUCAACUUCUAAUAUCAGAAAACCUCAGAGGCCGUAUUCAUAUUUUAGACCAAGAUGGACAGUUUCUUCGUUUCAUUGAAACCUUUUAUCUUGUCAGUCCAUGGGGCUUAUGUGUUGAUAGCAAAGACGACCUUUUUGUGGCCCUGAGCUCGAAUGGAGAGGUGAAAAAAAUCAAAUACAUGUAGACAAUACAUUAAUUACAGGAAGAAACUGUGGUGAGAUCAUAGGGAUGCUCUGAUAGGAGAGGAAAUCAUCAAUAUGACACCUUCAAAUGUUGUCGAAUAUUAGUUUUUGCAAAUAUCAACGAUAUUUGAGGCUAACUGCCAAUAAAUAUGUACUGCACUGCGCUUAUAAUUAUUCAAAUGAAAGUACAUUUCCCCACUUUCUCACUCAAGGGACCAUCAAGUAUUAAUAACAAAAAAUCCCCCCCUCUUUCUCUAAAUGAUUCCAUAAUAUCCAACACAAAGCUCUUACU
Saccostrea echinata is the source of this 1970-nucleotide messenger RNA. RefSeq lists its product as uncharacterized. The transcript has a single exon. NCBI's taxonomy places the organism in Eukaryota, Metazoa, Mollusca, Bivalvia, Ostreida, Ostreidae. The record is from RefSeq and is a predicted model, not a curated record. Gene Ontology annotation, molecular function: zinc ion binding. Bases 22 to 1680 code for a protein of 552 amino acids.